AUGCAGAUCGGAAGGCUCCUCGCGCUCUGCGCCCUCGGGGAGAGUAGCGCGGCGAUGGUCGACACGUACGUCCUUCCGCGGCUCCAAUACAUCAUGUCGCGCUCGCUCUCAGAUGAGCCACAUGAGUCCCUCCGCAGCCGGAUUUCAGAGCUCGUGUCACGAGCUCCCGCCACUAAGAUCCUUUCGUUGGCUCUCAUCCACGAGGACGUCAAUGCUAUGAACAUCAUCCUAGACGACGCGAACAACAUCGCGGCCCUCGUCGACUGGGAAGCCGCCUCGCUCCUGCCGCUCGGCACGAACGGCUGGUGCAUCCGUUUCCUCUCCACCGUCAACCGCAAGCGCGUCGACUACGAGACGGAGAACACGACCCCGAUGGCCGCGGGCUUCUGGCGCGGGUUCGUGGACAGCCUCCCCGCCGAGCUGCGGGACAGGAAUGACGUCCUCGACGCCGUCGUCACCGCUAUGCAGAUCGGACUGGUGAUGUAUGAGUUCUGGCCUGGGAACGAGGGUCUGAGCGCCGCUCAGAUGGACCAGUGUCUUGCGAGGCUCGACUGGCUCGAGGAGACCUUCCGUCCGAUGUCAGGAGCAUGA
Molecule: messenger RNA, 591 nt
Organism: Dichomitus squalens LYAD-421 SS1
Lineage: Eukaryota; Fungi; Basidiomycota; Agaricomycetes; Polyporales; Polyporaceae
Exons: 2
Coding region: 1-591 (196 amino acids)
Source: RefSeq, a predicted model, not a curated record